Eufriesea mexicana is the source of this 1017-nucleotide messenger RNA. RefSeq names its product lipid storage droplets surface-binding protein 2. Bases 119 to 952 code for a protein of 277 amino acids. Lineage: Eukaryota; Metazoa; Arthropoda; Insecta; Hymenoptera; Apidae. The transcript is spliced from 4 exons. Gene Ontology annotation, cellular component: lipid droplet; cytosol. The record is from RefSeq and is a predicted model, not a curated record. Gene Ontology annotation, biological process: positive regulation of triglyceride storage; lipid storage.
CAGCCACAUUUCUACUUACGCAGUGAGCGCGACCAAUCGUCUACGUCGUUCAUAGAAAUAAGGAAGUAACAAGAGAAGCAGUUUGCAAUCGGCAGGGGUUUUGAAACAUUCUGGAAAAAUGGCUACCGAAGUUGCGCAGCUACCGCACAUCGAAGUGUUUCAUCGUGUAAUGGAACUUCCAAUGGUAGAAAGUGCGAUAUCGAAAUCCGCAGCCACAUAUUUACGUGUGAAAGACUGUCACCAGUUGGUACACUGGGCGCUAACCACUGCAGAGAUUUCUUUAAGCAACGCAACGAAGCAAGCGGUACCCAUUGCUGCACCUAUCGCCAAGAAACUCGAGAACCCUAUACACUUUGUUGACCACACGUUGUGCCUUGGUCUCGACAAAAUCGAAGAAAAAGUUCCGCUGGUUAAAGAGAAACCUGAGCAGAUUUUAGAGAACGCUUAUACGUUAGCACGACAAACUGUUCAACCCGCUGUUUCGAGUAUUUCACUCGCGAACGAAAUGAUAAUAUCGCAAGCCUUAAGUUUGAGAGAUAUAAGUUGGAACAAAGCGAAUCAGAUUUUGGAAACACAAUAUGGCAGCGCAGCUGUCAGGGGUUUAGAUAGCACAGCUGACGUUGUUAAUAAGUUAAUCGAUAAAUAUUUUCCUGCGACUGGCGACGAACAGUCAAUAGUGAUACAAACAAACGAAGAAGAUAAACUUCUUCACACCUUACAAACUGUUGGUCGUCUAUCUAAUAAAGCUGCUCGACGCGUUUAUUCGACUAUAAUACUCCACUUGAGAACUAUUAACACGGAGAAUUUGAAAUCGUAUAUCAAAUCUUUGGUACAAUUUUUGCAACUGACGAAUCACCAUGGCACAAAUAAUGGAGUACAAGUCCAUGCGAUUAAUUCGAAAUCACCGGAUACAUCAGACACGUCGAAUGCAGACUCGAAAAAAGUAAAUUAAAUCUUCAUUAUUGAUGACUGAAAAAGAAAGAGAACUUCCACCGAUUCCAUUUUUUUCUAUUUAUU